UCCAACGCGUGUUUACGUACAAGUCAAUUGUAAAAGAUGAGCUCUACGGAGAGAAGUCUAUGUUCCUCAAGGCUAGAGAAAGUAUCCUCUAAGAGUUUUGAACAAUUCAGUUUACUGAGAUAUCGACUAGCGCCAGCUGAUGUGUUUAAAAGUGUUGGACCCAAGCUAGUACCAUUCUUCAAAGCAUUCUGCAUAUAUUUUGUAGCAGGCCAGUCAGAAAAUUCCAACAUUUUCCAUGCUGCCAUCAAGAUACUCCCAAUAAUAUGCUUAUGUGGCUUUGUCCUACUCCAAGGUGUCACUUUUGAACGUUACCAUGACUACAGUCGACGUAUCUUCAUAGGCCUUAUACUGUCGGCAAUAGGGGAUAUAUGUCUUGUCUGGAAAAAGCAGUUUUUUAUCCAUGGGAUGUUGGCAUUUGCACUAGCACAUCUAUCAUACAUGAGGGCAUUUGGUUUUCAACCACUGAAACCAUUAACUGGAAUCAUAUGUUUUUUGAUAACAGUUCCGUUCUAUCAUGUCUAUUUUCCAAACCUUAAAGGAUUAUUGAUUGUUGCAGUUCCAAUAUAUAUUGUUAUCAUAAGUAUUAUGGUUUGGAGAGCUGUAACAGGAUUACAGGCACAGUUAUGGAGUGAUGAAGGACUAUGGCGCUGGACCAAGCUAUGCUCCUGUCUUGGAGCUGUAACCUUUGGAAUCUCAGAUAUGAUCAUUGGAUUACAUAUGUUCUGCUUUCCUGUGCCAUAUGCUCAGAUAUUUAUUAUGUCAACAUACUAUGCUGGUCAGUUGGGUAUUGCACUAUCGACUUUCAGUCUUGAUGAUGAAUAUCAUCUUAGGAUGAAGCAUAUUGUAUUGAAAAAGGAUUGAUAUGGGACAAUAUUGUAUUCAUACAUGGGUGAUAUGUCUAUGUUCAUUAGGAAUGCAGAAAUUGUGCAUAAUGUAUGUAGCCACUAGUAUAGUGAGUGUAUUUAAUACAAAAAUGUGCAUAAUUAUACAGAAUUUGGUUUGUUUAUAUUUAAUGGGUUAAUGCAUAAUUAUACAGAAUUCAGUUUGAUUCUAUUUAAUGGGUUCUUGUCAGGACUUUGACCUUUUGAAUAAUUAUGUCCUUUCUCAUUUAUAAAGAAUUUUAUUCUUCAUCAUAUGAAAUUUAAGGUUUUAAGUAUAUUGAUUUGAUAAUUUUUAUUUCAUAUUAUUUUAAAAAUUGUACAACAAAAUGGAUGAAUAAAACUAUUAGUGGGUGAAAUUC
Messenger RNA from Exaiptasia diaphana, 1240 nucleotides. RefSeq names its product lysoplasmalogenase-like protein TMEM86A. The transcript has 2 exons. The coding region runs from base 37 to 861 and encodes 274 amino acids. The record is from RefSeq and is a predicted model, not a curated record. Lineage: Eukaryota; Metazoa; Cnidaria; Anthozoa; Actiniaria; Aiptasiidae. Gene Ontology annotation, cellular component: membrane.